AACUAGUUUCACCAUGGAUGAUCAAGAAAUGUCCUUGGAUUCCCCAGCAGAUGAUUUUACCGCCGUGCAAUCUCCUGACAAACAGCGAGCAUCUCUUCAGACUUAUCUCGACUCGCUGCCCUACGAAUGCGAAUCUGUUGACGAGAUGCGGGCUCACCUCGAGCGCAUAGUCGGAAAGUUGAUCAUCUGCGCAGAGUCCAGGAACUGGCUCGUUAUGACAACAUGGGAUGCAAUGCUGCAGUGCUGGCUUCUCAUGCGAUAUCCCAUGCCCAAGUCGACUCGGGCCAAGUUGGUCAGGUUGUAUUAUGAGCUAUGCCUUGUCCCAGGAAUCGAAGCGCGUGUCACCAGAAGCUGGGCAGAUAUGCUUUCCCGCCUCCUCUCAAACAAAGCAGGAUCAAGGCGCAAACUAGAGGCCACCGAUUUACAGCUUCCUUGGAAGCCUCUUUGGCGUGUUCUACGGAAUGAGCUGUGGCCUAAAAAGAGGUUGCAUGACUCCUCACGCAAUGUCGUGAAUAUUCUACUUUACGUUGCCGAGCAGUGCAAGCGCUACUUCUCUGAUGAUGACAUAAAUGAAAUGCUUUCAACUUUUUUGCCAUUAUUCACUGCUGAUACACAUCUAACGAUGACCCCAGUUUUGACGUCUUUCCUUCCGCCUGCAUGUCCUCAUUUCUAUAUGCCAGUGCUAUUCAAAAUAUGGGAGGCCUUCAAUUCUUUCGUGAUGGACGACAGACUCCUUGAGAUGGUAGGUAACCUCUGCGAAGAACAUGUUGCUGGAAAGUCAGGCAUUGCCGGUGAAAAAGGCGGUGCCGUCUGGAAGGACAUUGGAAUAUGGUCCGAGGAGGAGUGGACAAUGCUCGUUAGCAAAGGGCUCGCGUCUAUGAACGUUCCUGUCGGAAAGACCAGAGUAAGCUUUAAGAGAGAGAAAAUGAAGAUAUACGGUGCUAGCACAACCUCCGUGCAGGCUGAUGCAUCGGUCGGACAAGACAUCAAGAUAAAGAAGAACAUAAGCCGACAAAGUGCCAUUGCCAAGCUAUUCGUGUACUCUAUGGCAGUAGAUGGACCUGUGCGUAUUGACUCCGAAACCGUGUCAGCCCAAGGACCGUCGAAUCCACGCUCAGGAUAUCUAGCCGGUUCGAAAGCCUUAGAAAGCUUAGAUAGGUUUAUCACAAGCACGGAGACUUUCUUCCAUCCGUCUAACUCUGGCCCAUGGACCGUAAUUCUAACUAACCUCUUCCACUGUCUUACUCUUGAAUUCAGUAAGCGCUGGCACGAGGAAGAGCAGCGUGAUUGUAAAACGCCUGUGACUCACCGUUUAACACCUGCCAUUCGCCGACAGUUUGUUAAAACACUCCAAACACCUGCUUUAUUGGCCAUGUUCUCCAAAGACCCUCUUUCUUUGGGUUACGCUCAAGGAGCACUGCGUAACUUAGCGUUGCUCGAACCCGGUCUUAUAAUGCCAGAGCUCCUCGAACGUGCAUACGGUGGAUUAGAAGUUGUAAAUGAAACUCACAGAACUACUGCAGUUUUAAGCAUGUUAUCAGGGAUCACUCUCCCAAUGGUAACUGAGAAGAUUUGGCGGGGAGGUCAGAAGCAUGUCGCACCACUAUUGGAGUUAUGUAUUCCCGGGAUUGAUCUGAAUGAUCCGGUCAAGACUGUAUGUGCUACAACGUUCAUUGCGAGUGUACUCCAAUACAUCAAGAUUGGCGACCUUUCAAUGCACCAUUCAGGACACGCACUGUCCGGCUAUGCACCGGGCGAAGAUGUCACAGAUUUCGAUGGAGAUAUCGUGCUACCCGAAGGUGUUGACAGCGGACAAUUCCCUGUUCUUAGCAGAGAAGAAGAGCGGACGCUCGUUAGGGAGAGUACGGCUGGGUUUGCAGACUGGGUGACGUCUCUGUUCAGAAGAAUCCUUGCUUUAUACGAGAAUCUCCCGGAAGAAGGUGGAAAGAAGAAUACAACUGGUGGGAAACAGGAGGAAACAGCUCUCAAGUCGAUAAAGAGCAUGCUGAAUGUGGUUUGCUCACACCUUUCGGACCAACUCUUUGAUCUCGUGUUGAAGCUUACAUUCGACUAUGCAACGACUAAUGCCAAGUCUAACGCUGUAAGGGCUUUUGGUCAGCUUAUUGCAUGUCUAGCGCGAGCGAAACCCCAACAAACUAUAGACAAGUUCUUGCCGUUCUGCAUUUCACAAAUCCAAGAAGAAUUAAAGCAUGGUGCUUCGAGCAUCCGAACAACGUCUACACACGACACUGUACCAUCCGAUACAACGUUGCACUGGAAUAUCACGAUUCUCCGCGGAUGUCUCGGAUAUGGAAGUCAUACUCUUCUCAAGCACAAGGAAGAAAUAAUUGGCCUUUUAGUCUUGCUGGUAGAAAAAGCCAAGAGUGAACGUGGAUAUUCUGAAACUGGCCAUUUGGUGACGCGCAUGCUCUAUACGCUGGCUGGAAUUUAUCCGCUAAAUGUCCGAUUUGUCAAUGACGAGGAAUGGAAGAGUGAGGACCUCGAUAAUAAUCAUAAUGCUUCAUGGGGCAAGUUGUACGAGGCGAAAGACGUUAAGAUUGAAUGGCAUGUACCAAGCGAUCAAGAAGUACAGUUUGUGCUGGACAUUCUGAAUAGGAUAGCAUCGCCUGCCUUGGAUAAAAUAGAUGUUCUAUUGGACGUUCCAGGGCAAUGGGAUGGUGUUGCUCGUAAUGAUUUCUGUCGCUACCUCAACGUUGUGAAGUCCAUAUGGAGUGGUUUGCCCACCUUUUAUAAGGAAAGCUUGAAGGAUAUCAGCCACCCAUGUCUUGACUCGGACAUAGAAUUAGAGGAGAUGAUCGUAGAACGCCUGGACGUCAAGGCAGGAUUCACUCUCACAGAUCCUCAAGAUCCUCGCUAUCGCAUAGUCGUUGAUAAUCGAAACCGUUUCGGGAAUGUAAUUCACCGUGCAGCUACGAUACUUCGACAAAGUCACGAAGGUGAAGACCACAUCGACGCGGUAAUUAUCGUGGUGAAAGCCAUCGAUACCUUCUUCUUGGACUAUGGUAUGACUAGAGGAGACUUCGACAAACUGCAAAAGAAUUAUUCGCAAGCGAGAGAUUUGAGUCGGACGUGGUCCAGGCAAAAGGAAAAUGCUCGCAUGGCCUGGGUUAAGCGUGCACAAGUCUAUCAUAGCGGCCGAGUCUACAUGCAUGCUCUGUAUCGUCGAAGGUCUGAACUGGACGAUAAGCUUCUCAGCAUCGACCUGGUUGAAUUCUGCCUUUCACCGUACACCAGGGUGCGACGCCUUGCCCAGGUCGCGUUGCACGGCGUUUGUGGGUAUUAUAUGCGAUCAACGAGGUUCAUCCUACCAUCUUUGCUCCAAGCCUUAACAAAAGGCAAUGAUCCUGAUCGUAUGAAAGGCGCCUUGUAUGUUUUGAAUAAUAAGGGUACUGGUACGAGCGUCCAAUAUGCAUAUUACCAGACCUUCCAUGGAAGAUAUUUGCUGUCCUUGCUCGAGUGCCAGCAUGAAGAGAAGGCGAUACAAAAUAUGGUUCGCACAGUGUCAAAGGAUUGUUUGGCAAAUUUAACGGAAGAGGUUGUACGCACUGCUGCCUACACUGACGAGAUGCCAGGUGUCCAGGCUGCCUCACGUGCCCUCCAGGAAGAAUUUUCGACUACAGUGGUUGAUGUGGCAUUGCAAAGUAAGGCAGUUGCAUUGAUCCCUGUUCGUGCUGCAAGGCGGGGGGAAGCAUACAAUAGCACAGUACGUCUUCUUCAUUCUAUCCAUGCAAUUAUUCACCUUACACGCACAUAUUUCACUCAGAUACAUUCCAUACUUCAAAUUGCAACACGUCCCACUACUCAUUGGAGAUAUACACAAAUGGCGAUGCAAUUCCUUUCUGGCUUGCUGCGCAGAGAUACUGUGACACUUCCACAAGUAGCAAACUUUUUUAUGAAACACGUCAUCAGUCCCCAGCCUGUCAUUCGGGCCACUGCUCAACAGGCUGUGGUGAAAUUGGCGACUUUCAUCAAGUUCCGCACGUAUGCAAAAUCCAGUGAUGAGUUAUGGCUAAGAGAAUGGCAGAAUCCACUUUCAAGGCAGUAUCAUAUCACUAAUCCCUCAAAGUUCCUCGAAAGUACAAGACAGCCUAUAGGGCAGGGCGGCAGGUACGUUACUGAGUCAUUUCCUUAUCAUUUGCUUACUGUUGGCAGCGAGCUUUACUUCGACAAAAUUUCCACCGGUUUCUUGGCUUGGUCCACUUCGAUAAAGGGUUAUGUAAAACAAGGAAAAUCGUCAAUCUCGUGGGAGAAGCAAUCAGAACCAACUCUAAGAGCUCUAAUAAGCACCGUAGAUAGAGACUUCUAUUUGAAACUGGCUUUACUCUGGGGCCAAGAAUUCACGAAGGCAGGUAACACAAAGGAAUUACGCACAGAGAAUAUCAACUUCGUCAAGACUAUAGCUAAGAUGUUCGAAGAUAACAAGUUAGACGACCUGCUAACUAUCCUAGAGCCAAUGCUGUGGAACUCGGAUAGGUUCCAACAAAAUGCUGCUGCUGAAAUAUUGGCUGGACUGUUACGAGGUUCCAAACACUGGCCCAAAUCCAAGUUGGAUUACCUCUGGUCUUGGAUUGUUUCUCGACUGGAUCGAAUAUACGCACAGAUCAAACCUGACACCCUUGUUUUCUGGGAACAUUUUUUGACUAGUACCCUUGAAGACCGUGACCCUCGUCGCAACCAGCCAUUGGUGGAUUGGAUAUUUGCCCUCCCGCUCGAAUUCCAUGGUGACUCUGCAUUUUCAAUGAAUAAAGCCCUUCUUGUGGUCACCAUGUUAAUUGAGACCAUGGGCGUUCGCUUCAAUUCAGUGUCGGAUCGCUAUGCCUCACUCUUCUUUGAUAAUGCCAACACAAGCUACGCAGAGAUCAGGACAGUGCUUGCCAACGCGCUUCGUGCGGUUAUGAUACAUCAAUGGCGGCCCUCGUAUCCUUCUGUAGAUGCAUUGUUGCAUGCCUGCAAAACGAUGAAAGAUCCUUUACACAUCCGUGACAAUUUGUACGGCAAACACGUCAACGAAACAGUGCAAAAGCUUUCCAAGUACAAAGGAGAGCGCCUCCCUCCUCCCCGUGUCAAUCAGUCAGAGUAUGACACCAUUAGUUUGACAAUGUUGUUAUGGGUAUGGAUAUCGUCCCAUGGACCACAAGCAUGUUUGGUUUUCCCUUCUGCUAUUUCCAUGCUACCUGAGAUAUUAAAGAUGUUGGAACUUAAUGAUAAUUCGGAGUUGCAAAAAUACGCUACUGGCGUUCUAUACGUGCUCUCAGCUGUACAUCUUCCGUCGGAGUAUGUCGGGGCAGUCCUCGAGGCACUUGUGUCAUCAAUCAAAGACUCGACGUCUUGGCGUAUCCGCUUGAAUGCUUUACCGGCUCUCGUCGUAUUUUUCUAUCGAAAUCUCUUGACCACCUCUUCUGAUGAUGUGUCAAGGGUGAUGGAUCUAUUGCUCGAUUGCUUGUCGGACGAAAAUGUUGAGGUUCGAGAAAUGUCGUCCCAGGUGCUGUCUGGGAUUGUGAGAUGUUCUCAACGACAAAGUAUUACUCCGUUGAAGAACCGGUUUGUUUCUAUGGCACGCAAAGUAAAACUUCCAGCGAGAACUCAGCCUCAAUACGCCGAAAAGCUAAGAUCGUUACAUUCCGCUAUAUUGGGUAUCUGUGCUUUGAUCGAAAGUUUCCCCUACUCUGUUGAAUCGUGGAUGCCUCCACUUACGGAAAUACUGGCAGUGCAUGCCACGGAUCCUCCGCCGAUAUCAACUACGAUUCGUAAAUGCGCGUCGGAAUUCAAGAAGACUCACCAGGAUACCUGGCAUAAAGAUCAGCUACAGUUCGACGAAGAUCAACUACAGAGUCUUUCUACCAUGCUAGUGGGCACCUCGUAUUAUGCGUAGCUCUUAGAUUGGUCUAUUAUGAUGUAUAGAAGUGUAAUUGUUCGAGUAAAAUGUUAUUGUAUCGAUGAUUUUCAUUUUC
Serpula lacrymans var. lacrymans S7.9 is the source of this 5972-nucleotide messenger RNA. RefSeq lists its product as uncharacterized. Gene Ontology annotation, molecular function: peptidase activator activity; proteasome binding. The transcript is spliced from 38 exons. NCBI's taxonomy places the organism in Eukaryota, Fungi, Basidiomycota, Agaricomycetes, Boletales, Serpulaceae. The coding region runs from base 14 to 5893 and encodes 1959 amino acids. The record is from RefSeq and is a predicted model, not a curated record. Gene Ontology annotation, cellular component: nucleus; cytosol. Gene Ontology annotation, biological process: proteasomal ubiquitin-independent protein catabolic process.